GGUGGCUGAGCUUGUUUGGGUUGUCUGCGCUCCCGAGCACCGGUCUGGGCCGCGAGGGGGAAAGACCGAAGCGUCCUGAGGUGUUGCUACGGGAGGGACCUGGUCCUGCUCGGGGACUUCUGGAGAGCCGCGGCUGGGAAAACCGCCAGACUUGCCCGGGAAGACAUGAAUGGAGGGUAUAGAGGCAGAGGAUUUGGACGAGGACGAUUUCAAAGCUGGAAAAAAGGAAGAGGUGGUGGGAAUGUCUCAGGAAAAUGGAAAGAAAGAGAACACAGACCUGAUCUGAAUAAAACUGUGGGAAAACAUUCUCCUGGGCAAACUCCACAGCCUUUAUGGCAGUCAACAUUGGAUCAGUUCAUACCAUAUAAAGGCUGGAAGCUUUAUUUCUCUGAAGUUUACAGUGAUAGCUCUCCUUUUAUUGAGAAGAUUCAAGUGUUUGAAAAUUUUUUCAUGAGACGUAUUGAUUUAUAUGAUAAGGAUGAAAUAGAAAGAAAGGGAAGUAUUUUGGUGGAUUUUAAAGAUUUGACAAAAGAAGAUGAAGUAUUAAAUAUAGCAAAUGAACUAAAGGAUGCACCUGAGAAAACUUUGGCUUGCAUGGGUCUGGCAAUACAUCAGAUAUUGACUAAGGACCUGGAAAGACAUGCAGCAGAAUUACAAGCCCAAGAAGGAUUGCCUAGUGAUGGAGAAACAAUGGUAAAUGUGCCACACAUUUAUGCAAGGGUAUACAACUAUGAGCCCUUGACACACCUCAAGAAUAUCCGUGCAAAUUACUAUGGAAAAUACAUUGCACUGAGAGGAACAGUGGUUCGAGUCAGUAAUAUAAAGCCUCUUUGCACAAAGAUGGCUUUUCUUUGCUCUGCAUGUGGAGAGGUUCAGAGUGUUUCUCUUCCAGAUGGAAAAUAUAAUCUUCCCACAAAGUGUCCUGUGCCUGAAUGUCAUGGGAAGUCAUUUGUUCCUCUACACAGCUCACCUCUCACAGUUACAAUGGACUGGCAGUCAAUUAAAGUCCAAGAGCUUAUGUCUGAUGCUCAGCGAGAAGCAGGACGGAUUCCACGAACAAUAGAAUGUGAGCUUGUUCAUGACCUUGUGGAUAGUUGUGUCCCAGGAGACACCGUGACUGUUACUGGAAUUGUCAAAGUCUCAAAUGCUGAAGAAGGUUCUCGAAAUAAGAAUGACAAGUGCAUGUUCCUUUUGUACAUCGAAGCAAAUUCUGUUAGUAAUAGCAAAGGGCAGAAAACCAAGACUUCUGAGGAUGGUUGUAAUCAUGGAACAUUGAUGGAAUUCUCACUUAAAGACCUUUACGCCAUUCAAGAGAUUCAAGCUGAAGAAAACCUGUUUAAACUCAUUGUCAACUCCCUUUGCCCUGUCAUUUUUGGUCAUGAACUUGUUAAAGCAGGUUUGGCAUUAGCACUCUUUGGAGGUAGCCAGAAAUAUGCAGAUGACAAAAACAGAAUUCCAAUUCGAGGAGACCCACAUGUUCUGGUUGUUGGAGAUCCAGGCUUGGGAAAGAGUCAGAUGCUACAGGCAGCAUGCAACAUUGCUCCUCGUGGUGUGUAUGUCUGUGGUAAUACCACAACCACCUCUGGUUUGACUGUAACUCUUUCAAAAGACAGCUCCUCUGGUGAUUUUGCUUUGGAAGCUGGUGCUCUGGUGCUUGGUGAUCAAGGCAUUUGUGGAAUAGAUGAAUUUGAUAAGAUGGGGAACCAGCAUCAAGCCUUGUUAGAAGCCAUGGAACAGCAAAGUAUUAGUCUUGCUAAGGCAGGUGUGGUUUGCAGUCUCCCUGCAAGAACUUCCAUUAUUGCAGCUGCAAAUCCAGUUGGGGGACACUACAAUAAAGCCAAAACCGUUUCUGAGAAUUUAAAAAUGGGAAGUGCUCUACUAUCCAGAUUCGACUUGGUCUUUAUUCUGUUAGAUACUCCAAAUGAGCAACAUGAUCACUUACUCUCUGAACAUGUGAUUGCAAUAAGAGCUGGCAAGCUAAGAACUGUGAGCAGUGCCACCGUAGCUCGUAUGAAUACUCAAGAUUCAAAUACUUCUGUGCUUGAAGUGGUUUCUGAAAAACCACUGUCAGAAAGACUAAAGGUAGUUCCUGGAGAAAUAAUAGAUCCAAUUCCCCAUCAGCUAUUGAGAAAGUACAUUGGCUACGCUAGACAGUAUGUCUACCCUAGGCUAUCCACAGACGCUGCUCAAGUUCUUCAAGAUUUCUACCUGGAACUCCGGAAACAGAGCCAGCGAUUAAGUAGCUCACCAAUCACCACCAGGCAACUAGAAUCUUUGAUUCGCCUGACUGAGGCACGAGCAAGGUUAGAAUUGAGAGAAGAAGCAACCAAAGAAGAUGCUGAGGAUAUAGUUGAAAUUAUGAAAUAUAGAAUGAUGUUUACACUAUUCUGUGCUCUUUUCAAAUUUCUCAUAUAUCCAGAGAUAGUUCCUCAUGAGGACGCAGAAAUCCACCCACCUCCACUUAAAGCUUUACAUAGUGUUCUGUUGUCUUUAAACACCAUAGUUGCUGAUUUUGAAAAUUUUAUUGGAUCAUUAAAUGACCAGGGUUACCUCUUGAAAAAGGGCGCAAAGGUUUACCAGCUUCAAACUAUGUGAAAGGACUUUCCAAGUCAGGCCCCAUAGAGUUUAUUAAUAAUGAAGAUAUGCAAAAACAAAACAAAAAUCCCCAAAGUUCUCCAGAAAAUGAUGUCCCAAAAGUAUUGUAAUAGGAAGGAACUGUUAAGAUAUGCUCUACUAAGUUAAGAAGGGAUAAAGUUAUAUGCUAAUGUUAUAUAUCUCCUCCAAAAGGCUGAAAAGAGCUUUCCUUAUUUUACUUUAUUUAUAGUUAUAUUUUAUAGUUUCACACAUGAAAUGUCUUAUCUGGGUAAGCAUUCUAGUAAUACGUAAACAAAUGAGUGUAUGUUCCAAUAAGACUUCAUU
Molecule: messenger RNA, 2919 nt
Organism: Dipodomys ordii (Ord's kangaroo rat)
Lineage: Eukaryota; Metazoa; Chordata; Mammalia; Rodentia; Heteromyidae
Gene: Mcm8
Product: minichromosome maintenance complex component 8
Exons: 19
Coding region: 166-2595 (809 amino acids)
Biological process (GO): double-strand break repair via homologous recombination
Cellular component (GO): nucleus; MCM complex
Molecular function (GO): single-stranded DNA binding; ATP binding; single-stranded DNA helicase activity
Source: RefSeq, a predicted model, not a curated record